Molecule: messenger RNA, 729 nt
Organism: Penicillium manginii
Lineage: Eukaryota; Fungi; Ascomycota; Eurotiomycetes; Eurotiales; Aspergillaceae
Product: GPI anchored serine-threonine rich family protein
Exons: 2
Coding region: 1-729 (242 amino acids)
Source: RefSeq, a predicted model, not a curated record
AUGCGUUUCUUCAUCGUGACUUCGCUCCUGGCUGCUCUGGCUGCUGCCACCAGUACCGACAAUGACUUCAGCAACCCCGCUGGUGGUUACUCCUUCACUGCUGGAUCUUCUACCACCCUGACUUGGGACCACAAGGUUGGCAGCACCGUCACCCUGCGUCUGCAGUCCGGUUCUAUCACCACCGCUACCUCGGGAACUGUCAUUGCCUCCAACAUUGACAACACCGGUUCCUUUACCUGGACUGUGCCCAAGAACCUGGUCAAGGGCAAGGAGUACACCAUUGAGAUCAUCAACGACGACGAUACCAGCGAAUACAACUUCCUCCCAUACUUCACCGUCGCUGGUGCCACCGGCGCGGCAUCUACUUCCACCGCUGCCUCGACCACCACUGAGGCCUCGACCACCAGCACUACUGAGGCAUCCACUACCAGCACCAGCACUAGCACCGAAGCCACCACCACCACCACCACCGAGGCUAGUACCACCGAGGCCAGCACUACUACCACCUCCACAGCUGCCAAGACCACUGCCACCACCUUGACCAAGGCUUCCAGCUCGGCUGCUACUACCACCACUUCCUCCGAGUCCACCACCACCGCAUCCACCAGCAGCGCCAGCUCGUCUUCCGCCUCCGCCUCCGCCACCGCUGUGCCCGGUAACGGCGCCGGUGUCAACCGCGUUUCUAGCGCCAUGUUGGCUCUGGUUGCCGGUGCGAUCGCGAUGAUGUAA